Anastrepha ludens (Mexican fruit fly) is the source of this 1371-nucleotide messenger RNA. RefSeq names its product SPRY domain-containing SOCS box protein 3-like. The transcript is spliced from 2 exons. Gene Ontology annotation, molecular function: protein binding. The record is from RefSeq and is a predicted model, not a curated record. Gene Ontology annotation, biological process: proteasome-mediated ubiquitin-dependent protein catabolic process. Gene Ontology annotation, cellular component: SCF ubiquitin ligase complex. Bases 89 to 1021 code for a protein of 310 amino acids. Lineage: Eukaryota; Metazoa; Arthropoda; Insecta; Diptera; Tephritidae.
UAUGCUUCUUGGCCAAUCCUUGUUAGCCAUUCAUCAUUCUCGCUUACAAACGUAAACAACAUAUACCGGACAUUCCAGAACUAUAAAAAUGUACGGUCGUCACCCAAGCCAAAUAGAUUUAGCACCGCUACCAAUGACACCUUUUUGUAGAUGUUUUUUUACACAAAGUAGAGUGAUCUGCACCUUCCAAGGAUUAUUACCUACUUUAAUAAGAUGUCGUUGUGGCGAACGUACAGAGAAAAGGGAAAAGAGACGAAGUAGAAUCAAUAAGGAGUUUGAAAAUAUAUUUUGUGAACCCAGUGGUGUAGAAUGGGGUUGGGCACGGGAUGAAAUUAGUGGCUUAAGAGUUUCUGGCAAUGAUGUUAUCUUUCCUUACCAAUAUAAUUCGGGCACGGUAAUCGUGCGCAGUGAACGUGAACUGGAAGUUGGUAUGGUGCAUUUUUGGGAAAUGCGCAUCCUAACGCCACUGGAGGGUUCCGAUGUGAUAUUCGGUAUUGGCACCGACAAAAUUAACCCCCAUCAAUUCCCGCUUGGUCUUAAUGCUGAAUCGUGGGGCCUAUCAUUCUAUGGCAGAAAACAACAUAAUGGCCGCCGAGCAGCCUAUAGCCCGAUGUUCUCUCAGGGUUGUGUUGUGGGCAUUUGUUUGGAUAGGUCUCGCGGCACUUUGGAGUUUUACCUAAACCGUCGUUCACUUGGUGUGGCUUAUAGGAAUAUUCCAUGUGAUCCACAAGUGAAACUCUACGCAAUGGUAAGCUCCACGUCCACUAGAUCAGCUAUUCGUCUAAUGAACUCUACGUCACAAAAGGAUUGCCUGCAAUUGCGCACUGUCCAAGCGCUUUCAAAUCGGCCGAAAGAUCUGAAGCUGCUACAUAAGAUACCCGGUUAUAAAAUUUUAUUAAGAAUUUAUUGGUUCUUCCUAAUGCCACCACCAUACACGCCUAUCGAAUUGCAACUAAUCUCUAAUACGUGGCGGACUAAUUUAAGGAAUAUGAUUAAUGAAUUGUACGAUUGGACGGACUAAUUUCAAUCAUCGAUUGUGAAAAUUUAUAGAAAUUUGGCUAACGUUCAAUUAGAUCACAUUUUAGUUAAGCUAAUUUUUACGAAAUAUAACAAAAUUUCAUAUUAAAUUAUAUUUUCAAAUAUACUAGAAAAAGCAAACAUUUAAAUCAGUAUAAAAAAGUUUCACCUUUAAAUGAAUGUUAAAAAUUUAUUUUCAACUUUACACAGGCAAAUGAUAAGAAAUCGAAAGAAAUUGUUUUCACUAUGAUUUUCGUUUAUUCUUCAAUUCACCUUAUUUCAAACUGUGCUAUAAAGUGGAUUGUCUACAUUCUUUUUAUUUGCAGCGAAUUAAAUAAAAACAGCAGCUAUUAA